AAACAGCGAUCGUUGGCUUCUUAAUCGUUGUGUUGCCUCGACCGUGGCUGAACGCUUAUAAAUUUGCCCUAAACAUAGAUUAAACGCUAUUGUUUCCGAACUAUUUCACGUGGGCAGAAUGAAGUUCGUGAUUGUCCUCGCCGUAGCCAUAUUCGCUUUUGCUGCUGUUCAGUCGGCGCCAGUACCCGAUGACAAGCCUGUAGACGCACCUGCCCUGCCGGCCGCCGCCCCAGCAGCGCCGGAGGCUGCACCGCGUGCUGAGUCGGAGACAACGACGGUCCCCGCGGUAAGCGCCGAUCCUAAUGGAAAGCCGAAGGAAGUUCAGCACCGCCGACGACGCAUCCUCCGAAAUAGAAGAAGCCCACGGGUAGCUGACAAGUACACGACUCAAACGACUGCUAAAGACCCCGUCCAAGUCGUUUACUAUGGGUGAAAAUAACAAAACCCAACACGAAUGUGUGUACAAUAUUUUGAAAUAA
Molecule: messenger RNA, 479 nt
Organism: Cydia amplana
Lineage: Eukaryota; Metazoa; Arthropoda; Insecta; Lepidoptera; Tortricidae
Exons: 3
Coding region: 119-433 (104 amino acids)
Source: RefSeq, a predicted model, not a curated record